Messenger RNA from Diprion similis, 2281 nucleotides. It is a transcript of the gene muc, whose product is annotated as dihydrolipoyllysine-residue acetyltransferase component of pyruvate dehydrogenase complex, mitochondrial. The coding region runs from base 181 to 1662 and encodes 493 amino acids. The transcript has 6 exons. Gene Ontology annotation, cellular component: pyruvate dehydrogenase complex. NCBI's taxonomy places the organism in Eukaryota, Metazoa, Arthropoda, Insecta, Hymenoptera, Diprionidae. The record is from RefSeq and is a predicted model, not a curated record. Gene Ontology annotation, biological process: pyruvate decarboxylation to acetyl-CoA. Gene Ontology annotation, molecular function: dihydrolipoyllysine-residue acetyltransferase activity.
CCACGUGACCUUGCAGACGACCUCUAAUUUGCCAUUGCCAUCUUACGAUCCGUCACUGACCCGAUUGACGAAAAAGUGAUACCCUUGGCCAUUGAGAAGAAUUAGGGUUUAAAUUCGAAUUACAUAUCCGCGGGUAAAUCUUUACACAUUGAACUGUUGAAAAUUACCAACAUCGUAGAGAUGUUACGCACCACAACGAGCCUCCGAUCCGAUCUGGUGCGCGUCACGUUCCGAAAUGUUGUACGGACGAAUGUCGUACGAUGUUUGGCAGUCGAAUGUAUUCACAGAAAACAUCUGCAAAGGCCUCAGUUAUGUCACAGUCCUCGUGCAGUGACAGCAUGGGCACAGCAGUUGAGGUUCUACGCAGAUUAUCCGGAUCACGUGUCUGUUAUGCUACCCGCUCUCUCACCUACCAUGGAAACUGGGUCUAUAGUUAGUUGGCAUAAGAAAGAAGGUGACAAGCUGAACGAAGGUGAUCUCUUGGCUGAAAUUGAAACUGAUAAAGCUACAAUGGGGUUUGAAACUCCGGAGGAAGGCUACCUGGCAAAAAUAAUCGUACCUGCUGGUACUAAAAAUGUUCCGAUUGGCCAACUCGUUUGUAUCAUUGUUUCCGAUGAAGCAAGCGUUGCAGCUUUCAAAAACUAUAAGGCUGAUGGAGCAACAGCUGCUCCAGCAGCAUCAGCUUCGCCUCCGGUCCCAGCCGCUCCGGCUCCAACUGCCCCGGCAGCGGCUGCUCCAGCUCCGACUCCAGCUCCAGCUGCUGCAGCGGCCCCUGCAUCUGUCUCUGGUGACAGGGUCCUCGCAAGUCCGUUAGCUAGGCGGCUUGCAGGCGAAAAAGGACUCAGUUUGCAAGGUCUUAAGGGUUCAGGGUUAUACGCUUCAGUGACUUCCAAAGACCUUGCAGGUGCUUCUGCUGCAGCUCCCUCUCCCUCUGUUGGCGCGCCAACGUCAGCACCUGCAGCUGAAGGUGUAUACACAGAUAUUCCAGUGUCAAAUAUCCGAGGGGUAAUAGCAAAACGAUUGCUUGAAAGCAAACAGAAUAUUCCACACUAUUAUUUGACAGUUGACAUUAAGAUGGAUGCUGCUUUACAAAUGAGGGAACAAUUCAACAAGAUGCUAGAAAAAGAACAAGUAAAACUUAGCGUAAAUGACAUCAUUAUCAAAGGCAUUGCAAUGGCGUCGAAAAAAGUUCCUGAAGGCAACACUGCUUGGCUCGGGGAUGUCAUUAGACAAUAUCACAAUGUGGAUGUAAGCGUCGCUGUAAGUACAGACAAUGGUCUUAUUACUCCGAUUGUAUUCGCAGCUGACACAAAGGGUAUUGUACAAAUCAGUAAAGAAGUGAAAGCCUUGGCAGCCAAGGCGAGAGAUGGGAAGCUGCAGCCUAACGAGUUCCAAGGUGGAACGAUUACUGUAUCAAACCUAGGAAUGUUCGGUAUUAAAACUUUCUCCGCAAUCAUAAAUCCACCACAGUCAAUCAUUCUGGCUAUUGGUACGACCGAAUCUCGACUGAUUCCAGCGAAAAAUGAAAAAGGAUUCGAAACAGCAAACUUCAUGAGCGUUACAGCUAGCUGUGAUCAUCGCACUGUGGAUGGAGCAGUUGGGGCUCAAUGGCUCACAGCAUUCAAAAGUUUCAUGGAAAAUCCAACGACGAUGCUCCUAUAAGGAUUUAAUGUGCUGAAAAAUUUCAGUCGUGAAUUCUAUAGGCCUACUUUAGAUCAUGCAUGGGAACCAUCAUGGGGUAUGCGACAAGGGGAUUGUCCAAUGUACAUUUUUUGUGGAUAAUAACAUUUAAUUGAUUUUACGGAUCACUUGAGUAGCGCCAAUUUUAUAACAUAAUUUUCCAGCUUGCAACACUGUAGACUACUUUGCGUGUAAAAUAUGUUUGCUUCGCGAUAAGUAUAUAUGUUACAUACGUAUGUAUGUACCUUUACGUAGAUUUGAAAAUGUACAAAAGAAUACACAAACUGAUUUAUAUUCCCCUUAAUUUUACUCGUUAAACUGUUGAACACGUCUACAAACGUAUGUAUAGUGCGAUGAAAAUAUUGUUUCCUAUUAUUUAUAUAGAUCAAACCAGUUUAGUAUCGUCAUAAAUUAUACAGAAUAAACAUGUACAUACUUGACGUUGCCAAUCUUUUUGCCCAGCUAAAAUAAGAUAUAUGUUGGCAUCGCAAAGAUAACGUGUAAAACAUUACAACCUGAAUAGAUGAAGAUUAAUGCUACUGUGCAAAGUAAAUAGUUAGUUAAGUAAUCUAAGUAUUUAAUAAAUUAUACAAUAUCAAUA